Molecule: messenger RNA, 2316 nt
Organism: Oldenlandia corymbosa var. corymbosa
Lineage: Eukaryota; Viridiplantae; Streptophyta; Magnoliopsida; Gentianales; Rubiaceae
Source: the annotation of a GenBank genome assembly
CGGGGAAAUGAAAAUGUGGCGGGAACCGAGUCAUCAACAUUUCACCGGUUUCCACAACUCAGUCUCCUCCUUUUCUCAACGAGGGAGCAUUUCGAAGAACGCAUCCAUGGAGAAAUACUUGGUUCCUGCCCCUCCGCCUUCUCAAAAUCCCAAGCCCAUCUCCAAAAGGUUCCAAUGGAGGAGAAAUAUAAUAGAAUUGAAUGGAAAACUCGAUUCGAAGUAUCGUCGCGAAAUUUCCAGUUUAUCGAUGCAAUCUUACGCCCAAGUCGGAGCUUUUCCUCACGCGUACCACAUUGAUGGUGGCGAUUUGUGUCCGACUCAUGUGCAUUCGAUUGUUGGAGGAAGUAAUCCGCAACUAAUAACAAUGGAAGGUGUCUCAGCUCUAGAAUUUGACAGCAAGGGAAUAUAUCUAGCUUCCGUGACAAAAUCGGGUUGUUUGACAGUUCAUGAUUAUGAAGAGCUUCGUUGCAGGGUAAACCUGAAGGAUUCUGCACUCAAAGAAGAUGAAACAAAACAGGUGCUGCACAUUGCUACUGGUCAAUCCCUCGAUGUUGUUCGGUGGAAUCUUUCAAAUCAAUAUGAGGUUGCUUGCACGUCUAGAAGAAGUGGUGAAGUACAUAUUUAUGACAUUGGAUAUGUGUCUUCUGAGCCUGUUCAUAUAUUAAAGAAGAGACCUACUGUUGGUAUUCAUGGAUGUGUUGUGCAGAAAGGACUUCCUGAUGUUGCUUUUUCUUCAAAUGAUGAUUCAAGGGUACUUGCAUCUGAUAUGCAUGGAACCAUCAAUGUAUGGGAUCGAAGAAAGAGUGAUUUUCCAUGUCUUCACCUCACAACAAAUUCUACUUGCACCAUUAACAGUAUCAAGUUUAAUGUGGAUAAUCAGGUUAUUAUUGGUGCUAGCAAAAAUGGGAUGAUAUAUAUGUGGGAUAUACGUGGAGGAAGCUCAUUUAAUGCUUUCCAGAAUGAUAAAACGGCAUACUAUUCUCCUCUAGCAUCAGUGAAACUAUCCUCUGAACUGGAGAAAAUUGGGUCAUUAAAGGCUCAAUCAAAUAUUGCUUUGAAGGAAAUAUUGUCCAUUGACUUAAAUCCAUCUUGUUCACAUCAAUUAGCAUUCCAUCUUGACGAUGGUUGGUCUGGUGUUUUUAAUGUGCACAAUUCGCAAGUGACACAUAUUCAUUGCCCUCCUCCACCUUGGUUAGAUGGCUGCAAUGAUUUGACUUACCUGUCCUACAUGAGGAAGCCCUCCUGGUUGCCUGAACAUUCGAUAUAUGCAGUUGGAUCAUCAUCAAACUCUGGGCUACAUCUUUUAGAUUUCUAUCAAGAUCGGACAUCCCCAUGUCAUGUGGAUUACAAUGAGGACUUGCAAACUAUGGAUGGCAUAAGUGGGAAGCAUAAGCGGAACAUAUUUAUCCCACUUGCUGAGGCAGUUACGGCAUGUGCGGCUCAUCCAAUUCAUGGUGCCAUUGUAGCCGGGACAAAGGGGUCAUCUUUGUUGCUGCUUUCACAAGAAUUCAUUCCCUACCAGGAGACAGAUGACUCUUCUUGGAUAUAAUUUUAGGAAGCCAUCACGAAAUCAUCUGGAGAGCACACACCUACGGAUUCAAUAUGCGGCAUUACGCAUUUGAUCUGUGAAUUGGAGAAAAACCGAUAUCCACAUCAGGAAGAGCUUGUGUUUUCCCAACUUUGAGUUCAUGCCGAAUACCCCAGUCCGAUUGGGAGGAGGAUCGUUAAGUUAUUGGCAUAUGACCUUUUCAAGUUCAAAAUCGACACAAGAAGUAGAGCACUUGCCUCUUGUACAUCUUAGUCUGGAAAAGGAGAAAGGAAAGGAAACUGAAUUUGAUUCUUUCAUUACGUGAUAGUAUCAGGUAUUGCCAUUAGUCUUGUCUAUACUUGUAGAAUUUUGUUCCAUGUAAAGAUGAGCAAACAGCCAAAAGAUGUAAACGCACGACAGAGAAUCAAGGUAGGAAAGAGGCAGUGUUCAUCUUGAUUCGGGCAUAGUCUUGUGACUUCCUCCCCACACACCACACCUCCCCCCUCCUUUUUUUUUGUGUGUUUAUAAAGCGAUACAGUAGAUUGAAAUUUAUUUCUUCAUACCAUUGAGCCAAACAAAUGUCCAUUUUACAAGUGACCUGUGGGGCAAAUGUUGCUGCAUUAUAUGUGGUUGUGAGGAAUGGCCAUUGCGAUUUGCUUAUCUCUUCAUUCAAUUAAAUUGGAUGUGAUGCUCAUUAUUCGUUACGUUCAGACUUAGGCCAAUUUGAGUUAACAAGAGAUAGAUCCAUCAUUCAUGCGAGAAUGAUACCCAUAAAUUCAUGAAUUUUA